Guillardia theta CCMP2712 is the source of this 741-nucleotide messenger RNA. RefSeq lists its product as hypothetical. The record is from RefSeq and is a predicted model, not a curated record. Gene Ontology annotation, biological process: rescue of stalled cytosolic ribosome; protein ubiquitination. Lineage: Eukaryota; Cryptophyceae; Pyrenomonadales; Geminigeraceae. The annotation marks the transcript as partial. The transcript has a single exon. Gene Ontology annotation, molecular function: ubiquitin protein ligase activity; ribosome binding.
GGCACAUGCAUGUGUUGCUGUGAACCCAUGGAGACUGUUGCUCUUUCCCUGUGUGGGCAUCACAGCGUUUGCGGGCUGUGCAGUUAUCGACUUCGGGUACUCCUGAACCAAACUCAGUGCAUCUUCUGCCAGCAGAUAUCAGAGAGCGUCUUCAUAGCAGACUCUCGCGACUUCCCCCCGCAAGGCCCCAUGGACCACGUUGUCUGGGACAAUCAGACCAAAGUGUGCUUCGAGACCGAAGAGCUCGCUUCUCGCUUCCGCGCCCUCACGGUGGCCAAGUGUACAACAUGCGAAGAGACUUUCAACACGGUGAAACAGCUACAGAGUCAUACGAGAACUUGUCACAGGCUGAGGUACUGCUGGCUCUGUCUAGAGAACAGGAAGAUCUUCAUCUCGGAGCAGGCGACCUACGACCAACAGCAGUUCCGUGUGCAUCUGACAGGCAGAGAUGGCAGCGGCCUCAAGUCAGGGCAUCCGCUGUGUAAGAUGUGCUGGAGGCGCUUCUACGAUGACACGCAGCUGAUCUACCACAUGUCGCAAGAUCACUUCGCCUGCCACGUCUGUCAGAGGCGGAGGGAGGACGACGAUCGCCAGCAGGUGGAGUUCUUCCAGAACUAUGAGCAGCUCUUUGCGCACUUUCGCUCGGAGCACUACGUAUGCGAGGAAAGGAGCUGCAUGGAUCUGAGGUUCAUCGCGUUCGGGACCGAGUUGGAGCUGUUCUCGCACAUGUCAAGCGAGCAU